This is a messenger RNA of Pseudogymnoascus destructans, 744 nucleotides long. RefSeq lists its product as uncharacterized. NCBI's taxonomy places the organism in Eukaryota, Fungi, Ascomycota, Leotiomycetes, Thelebolales, Thelebolaceae. The transcript has a single exon. The record is from RefSeq and is a predicted model, not a curated record. Bases 1 to 744 code for a protein of 247 amino acids.
AUGCUCGCUAUCCUCUGGUACAAGCCCACACAGGAUGGGCAACAUCGCUGUCUAUCCUUUGCAGUGGUCACGUCGUUUGACCUCUUCGACGCUCUGCUCUUCCUCUUCCAGCGACAAAUAAUUCGUUGGCGUGGCGCUCUCUUACCGGAUAUAGAGCAAGGACAUGUUGGUCUAAGCAACAAUAAUGGCGCAUUAACGACACCAUCGGGCGAGGGAGAUGAACAGACGACACCCGGCACGGACAAAUCGCCGAGUGAGUUACGCCGUCUUCAGAUUUUGAAGGAGCUAGGCUACAAUUACAGCGCUCUCAGUCUUGCCAGAAGUUCUGCAACAUCAAUUGAGACAAACCCUCAGAGUGUUAUGGAGAUAAUGCGCUCGAGCGGAAUAAGUCAGAUGUCUGGCAGUCGCAUUGGCAUGCAACGGCCCAAAAGUCUGGCAUCGAGUUAUAGAACGGCCCAGCUUGGGGACGAAUGCAUGGGCCGAGCAGAAGAGGGAGAGGGCAGAUUUGCCAUUAACGAAAGCAUGUAUGCUGGCUCUGAGAUGGAAGAGCCCCGAUCGCAGACUCCCAUUACCGUCAUCAACACCAACCUUCAUCAAAAUAUACGCACUGACAUGUAUCUUAAUUCCGAUAUACGCCUCUCCGGUAUACACCCAGCUUUGAGGACUGAAUCUGACACUACCUUUAUAUUACCAACAUUGGAUAGCUCGAUUCUGUUAGAAUGCCGAAUUCAGGAGCAAUCGUAG